Molecule: messenger RNA, 2100 nt
Organism: Lachnellula hyalina
Lineage: Eukaryota; Fungi; Ascomycota; Leotiomycetes; Helotiales; Lachnaceae
Gene: cat-1
Product: Catalase-1
Exons: 4
Coding region: 1-2100 (699 amino acids)
Biological process (GO): hydrogen peroxide catabolic process; response to oxidative stress
Cellular component (GO): cytosol
Molecular function (GO): heme binding; catalase activity
Source: RefSeq, a predicted model, not a curated record
AUGUCUACCAACAAGAAGACGGCCGAUAUGAAGCCAAAUAUGGUUGAGCCCACAAGCUCAGAUCGUCUCACCAGCGAUUUUGGUGUCAGGCAGAACAACACUGAUAUCAUGAAGUUCGACCAUGAAAGAAUCCCUGAACGUGUUGUGCAUGCCCGUGGAGCAGGUGCAUUUGGGACUUUCAAGCUCUAUGAAAGUGCCGAGGAUGUUACCAGUGCUGGAGUCCUCACAGAUACCUCUCGGAGCACGCCCGUCUUCAUUCGAUUCUCAACAGUCCUGGGAUCUCGAGGCAGUGCUGAUACAGUCCGAGAUGUGCGAGGUUUCGCCGUCAAGUUCUACACUGACGAGGGCAAUUGGGAUAUUGUUGGCAAUGACAUUCCUGUUUUCUUCAUUCAGGACGCCAUGAAGUUCCCAGAUGUCAUUCAUGCAGGCAAACCUGAACCCGACACUGAGAUCCCCCAAGCUCAGUCUGCUCACAAUAACUUCUGGGACUUCCAAUACCUUCACACCGAGGCCACGCACAUGUUCAUGUGGGCUAUGAGUGAUCGUGGUAUUCCUAGAUCAUAUCGCAUGAUGCAAGGUUUUGGUGUCAAUACAUAUACUUUGACCAAUGCUCAAGGCGUCCGACACUUUGUCAAGUUCCAUUUUACCCCUACGCUCGGCGUUCAUUCGCUGGUCUGGGAUGAGGCAUUGAAGAUCGCCGGCCAAGACCCCGAUUUCCACCGCAAGGAUCUCUACAGCGCUAUUGAUGCGGGAGUCUUUCCAACUUGGAAGUUUGGUAUACAAGUUUGCCCCGAGUCGCGCCAAGACGAGUUUGAAUUCGACAUCCUUGACGCUACCAAGGUUUGGCCUGAAGAACUUUUGCCUGUGAGAUAUAUUGGGGAGCUGCAACUUAACAAGAAUGUCGACGAAUACUUCACUCAGACCGAGCAGGUUGCAUUUUGUACUGCUCAUCUCGUACCCGGUAUUGGCUUUUCCGACGACCCCCUCCUGCAAGGCCGCAACUUUUCGUACUUCGACACUCAGUUAUCCCGUCUGGGUGUCAAUUGGCAAGAACUCCCCAUCAACCGGCCGGUCUGCCCCGUCAUGAACAACCACCGUGACGGACAGCUUCGCCACAAAAUAACCAAAGGCAAGAUAAACUACUGGCCCAACCGUGAAUCUGCCGUUCAGCCAGCAUCCCAAGCCGAAGGCGCCUACAUCGACUACCCCGAGAAAAUCGUCGCUAUAAAGCAGCGCCUUCACUCCGUCAAAUUCUCCGAGCACUUCAACCAAGCCCAGCUAUUCUGGAACUCCAUGUCUCCCCAUGAGCAAGCUCACAUCAUCAACGCUCUCGGCUUCGAGUUUGAUCAUUGUGAUGACCCUGUCGUCUACGACCGCAUGGUUGAGCGUUUGUGCGAUAUUGACAUUGACCUCGCCAAAGCCGUGGCAGAGAAAGCCGGCUCGCCUACACCUACCAAACAAGGGAAGCCCAACCAUGGCCUAAAGGCCAAGGGUCUCUCACAAAUGGAUUUCACGCCCGAGGCGCUCGGUUUACCACCAACGAUUGCCACCCGCAUGAUCGCCAUCAUCAUUGGCCCCGGCUUCAACCUCGUCGAAUACGAAGGCGUGAAAGCCGCGCUCAGCGCAGCAGGAGCACUCGUGUUUACCAUUGGACCUAAGAGACAGCCCGUGCCGAGCGCCGGUGGGAAGAAGAGCGUAGCGCCAGAUCAUCAUUUCGAGGGUAUGCGAAGUACAAUGUUCGACUCGAUUUACAUUCCUGGCGGCGAGCACGUCGCUAUGUUGCAGAAGCAAGGACGCGUCGUGCACUGGGUGCGGGAGGCCUUUGGGCAUUGCAAGGCCAUUGGUGCGACCGGGGAGGCAGUCAAGCUUGUGCAGACUGCGUGUGGGAUUGAGGGCAUGGCUUUCAGCACGAAUGCCGAGGUUGUGGAUUCCUAUGGUGUUGUCACAGCUGCAGGCGGGUUCGAGCCUAGUGGUGUGAAGGAAGCUCUGAAUAUGGUGAAGGGGGCUAAGGGCUUUGUGGAUGCGUAUGCGUAUAACAUCUCGCAGCACAGGAAUUUCCAGAGGGAGUUGGAUGGGUUGACGAGUAUGGUUGCUUAUUAG